Molecule: messenger RNA, 2009 nt
Organism: Struthio camelus australis
Lineage: Eukaryota; Metazoa; Chordata; Aves; Struthioniformes; Struthionidae
Source: RefSeq, a predicted model, not a curated record
AUGGAGAACAGCUGUGAAGUAACACAGGCAAUGAACGAUCACAGGUUCUCGUCCAGCAGAGACGAUCAAUCACGUGCAGCGUCACCAGUGUCCGAGCAGUCAGGAUCAAAAGAUCACCCUGCAAAGCCACUCACUGGUGUACUAAGAUCUUCCAGGAGCUCUUCUGCUGUUUUAAAAAGCUUGAAUUGCUGCCAGGUGUGCCUGGGAGAGCCUCACUCGUGCACCUGCUCCACCUUCCUGAGGGAGAAGGCCCUCUGUAAGCACAUCUGCUGGAUAUUGCUGAAAAAGUACCGAUUACCAAGAGAUCAUGAAUAUGCCCUUAAGUUGGGUCUUCUGGAAAGAGAAAUUGAGGAUAUGCUUCAGCGACUACAACACCAACAGACAUUAAAUCCUGGGCAAACUCUCUUCUCACAAACAUUAAAGGAGGAGAAUGAUAGAUGCAUUCAUCAAAAAAAAAUUGGUGUAGAGGACGUCUGUCCCAUUUGUCAGGAGGAGUUACUAAAGAAGAUGCUUCCCAUCACUUACUGCAGAUAUAGCUGUGGUAACAACGUGCACAUAAAAUGUAUGAAAAUUUGGGCUGACCACCAAGAUGACCUGGGGGCUGACUCUGUAGUAAAGUGUCCACUCUGCAGGGAAGAAUUUGCACCUCUGAAGCUCAUUCUAGAAGAAUUUAGAAACUCUAGUCAACUUGUGACUGCAACAGAGAAAGCAAGACUGGAUAGGCACCUCGGAAUACCUUGUAAUAAUUGCAGAGCAUUUCCAAUUGUGGGAAGGUGCUACAAGUGCACUGAGUGUAUUGAGUAUCACCUAUGUCACGAAUGUUUCACUGGCUUUUGCCAUUCUCCACAUGUUUUUGUCUUCAGACAGAAGAGAAAUAAGAGAUGGAGAUCUCUUGAACAGCUUUCAGAACUCUCAGCCCAUGGAAGAAAACUUAAAAGCUUUAACCCAGGAAAUAAUUCUAAAGAAGCAGCAUUACAUCUUCAGGAGAAGACAAGUUGUACCCCAAAGGGCAUUGUAAAAUCUUUACCCAGCGUAUUAGUUAGAAAACAUAGUCAUUUACUUGCUCCAGGUAUUCAGUGUAGACACUGCUUGAAGCCCUUUCACCUUGGUCAACAUGUCAGACUCCUACCAUGUAAUCAUAAGUUUCAUAGGGAAUGUAUUGACAAUUGGCUACUGCAGCAAAGAAACACAUGUCCUAUUGAUGAAUAUGUUGUAUACAAUCCUUUGAUUUGGAAGGAUAUGGCAGCCAAACAUGGAAUCUGCCCAACAGGUUCUCACAGAAACGUUAGCAAACUUGCAGAGCAAGUGGAACCAGAAAUUUUUAUAUCUGGAAAAGGAUUGCUUCUCAAGCAAACAUUAUCUGGACAUGCAUCAGAAAGUUCUCAAAGUGGCUUCAAGAAGCCUUAUAACAAAGAUGUGGCAGACUCUCUAAGCUCUUUUGAGACAUCAUUUUGCAAGAAGUCCAAUACCAUCAGAUCUAGAAAGAAUGACAUUCGUAAUGCUGGGAGAAGCCAAUAUCAGUUUGAGUGUAGCAACAUGGACGAAGUAGUUCCUUUUAAAAAAGAUAUGGACUGUGAUAAUUGCACUAUUCUAAGAUAUCCCAGGGAGUUGAAUUUUGAAAUCAAGCUGGGUGCAGCAAGCCAUCCCUCAAAAAGGGCCAGUAAGGAUGUGGGAAACGCCAGCCAUCAAAGCAGACUUUUAACAAGACGACCACCUAAACAUCAUAAUCUGAACAUUAAAACAGCAAAAACAGAUUUAUUACUGGAGGCAAUUCCACUGCAUACCAGCUCAUGAUUAUUGUGUUUUAGAUAACAUAGCUGUAAUGUUUACUUUCCUACUCCAUACCUAAGAUUUCAUAAAAAAUGGGAAACAAGUUAAUAAAUGAAUACUCAGAUGUCAUGAACUGUAGCUACUACAAAAAUUUAGUCUGAGCGUUCCUCACAGCACUAAGUUAAUCUGCUCAAAUAAACACAGGAACUGAUAUGGCUGAUGUAGAUGCAUCUCAAAAA